Messenger RNA from Exophiala aquamarina CBS 119918, 711 nucleotides. RefSeq lists its product as uncharacterized. The record is from RefSeq and is a predicted model, not a curated record. The transcript has a single exon. NCBI's taxonomy places the organism in Eukaryota, Fungi, Ascomycota, Eurotiomycetes, Chaetothyriales, Herpotrichiellaceae. Bases 1 to 711 code for a protein of 236 amino acids.
AUGUCUCCAUCAGCACUCCGUGACACAUUGACCGCAGUUCCGAUCGACCUUGGAUCGAGCAACGAAUUGGGACGAUUCAUCGACAUCAUCGUCCAUGCAUUCAGUACGACACCACUCACAACGGGAUUCAUCGUCAACCAUGACUCAACACCGCCACCAUAUCCAUCUCCGUUGAUCGACUCGGCCCGCCGUCACAAGCAUUUCGCACAAGGAAUCAUCGACAGUGCCGCAUCAGGCGCAGAGAUAGUCCAAGCUGGCGAUUGGUCCGCCGUUGCUCUCUGGGAGGCGCCCGAUUACAAAGGCAAGCCAUUCAUCGACUCCAAAGCAAAACCCGGCCCACUGUUGAGUGAAUGGAGGACCAAAGUCAUGGAAGCCAAGAAAAGGUACCUAGCAUCUCCAUCCGAUCCCAAUGAGAUUCGGCCUUUCUACCACUUUUCAUUUCUCGCACGCAAUACCGCAGUUCCCAAGGUCCCGGGAUCCAUCGCUGCCGUAAUCGAGCCCUAUCUCCAACGCGCGAGAGAUGAAAAUGCCCCUGCGUGGGUGGAAGCAACCACCAAGCAGGCCGCGGAUAUCUAUGCUUUUUACGGAUUCCGACUGGUAGAGACCAUCACGAUUGGCAACGGUCAGGUUGAUGCGGCGGGUUGGCCGUCUGAGGGUGGCGAGGGUAUCACAGCGUAUGCUUUGAUUUACGACGCACACCUCAAAGAUUGA